GUGAGAAGCAGACGUGAAGAGUAGGAGCUGCGUGGGACGCCGAACAAUAAGGAGGGGCAGCUGCCCAGAGCCUACGACCGUUUGUCGUGAAACCUGGCGGUUGAUAAGACGAGAAAACAAAGGCGCGUCCACCAUGUUCGGCGAAAAAGCCAUGGAGCUGGUUCGGGAGCUGCACCGCGCGCCGGAAGGACAGCUGCCAGCUUUCAACGAGGAUGGAAUCAGACAAGUUCUAGAGGAGAUGAAAGCAUUAUAUGAACAAAACCAGUCUGAUGUAAAUGAAACAAAGUCAGGUGGAAGAGGUGAUUUGAUACCAACCAUCAAAUUUCGUCAUUGUUCUUUGUUAAGAAAUCGGCGCUGCACUCUAGCCUAUCUGUAUGACCGGUUGCUUCGGGUUAGAGCUCUCAGGUGGGAAUAUGGGAGCGUCUUGCCAAAUGCUUUACGAUUUCACAUGUCUGCUGAAGAAAUGGAGUGGUUCAACCAUUAUAAAAAGAUCCUUGCCACUUACAUGAGGUCACUAGGAGGAAAUGAAGGUUUGGACAUCACACAGGAUAUGAAACCUCCGAAAAGCCUAUAUAUUGAAGUGCGGUGUCUAAAAGACUAUGGAGAAUUCGAAGUGGAUGAUGGCACUUCAGUCCUAUUAAAAAAAAAUAGCCAGCACUUUUUGCCUCGGUGGAAAUGUGAACAGUUGAUCAGACAAGGAGUUCUGGAGCACGUCCUGUCUUGACUGUCCAGGCUGAACACACAUGAGGAACUUCCAGGCCCUGUCCGGGUGUAAAGCUGAACACAACUCACAGAAAUGUCUGCACUUCAACCUUCCACCUCUCUCCACCACUUCUUUGAUAUUAAAUUUAGAUAAGUUUUCAGCAUUCACUAAGUCCUGAGUUCCACAGCCCUGCAAGUAAUAACAAAAGCCAGGAAUAGUUGGCAAGGAGUAAAAUUUGCUAACUUGGAAUUCCGGACUUCUGUUUUUCUGUAUGGUACACCAUUCUGCCUGCUAUUUUUUAAGCAAUAUCUAUAAUCAUAACAUUGCCUUUACUGGGGCAUUGACCUUUUCUAAAUAAAAAUAAACAUACUUAAGCUUGAAUCUCUUUUUAAAAUAAUGGGAAUCACCCACUGUACAAGCAGAUGUCAGAUCCUUGUAUCUUGCUUAUUUUCUUGUGAUCACUCUGUUCCAGGGGGCCAAGUUUCUGAAAUGCAUGUUUCUAGAGAAAGAUGAUUUUAAGUAUUUCUGUAUGUGUAAUGUG
Molecule: messenger RNA, 1244 nt
Organism: Perognathus longimembris pacificus (Pacific pocket mouse)
Lineage: Eukaryota; Metazoa; Chordata; Mammalia; Rodentia; Heteromyidae
Gene: Gins1
Product: GINS complex subunit 1
Exons: 7
Coding region: 134-724 (196 amino acids)
Biological process (GO): DNA strand elongation involved in mitotic DNA replication; DNA replication
Cellular component (GO): GINS complex
Source: RefSeq, a predicted model, not a curated record